UAGCCUUCGGCCUCUUCGGUUGCGUUUUCUGCUGAAGCAGUAGAAUCAGAAGACAGGCUGUCACUGGGUGGGUCGGUUGAUAUGCUGUAUUUCCGCAAAAGUCUAUGAUCCUGUUAAGUUGCUUGGGCUGAACAAUUAAUUGAAAAGACGCAGACUCUACUCUCUGCUUGGUUCAAUAAGAAAAGUUAUGGGUGUGCAUGGGCUCUGGCAGUUGCUCCAGCCUUCAGGGCGACCGGUGUCUCUUGAGUCUUUGGAUGGAAAAGUUCUUGCUGUUGAUGUCAGCAUUUGGUUGCACCAGACCUUGAAGGGAAUGAGGGACAAGGAUGGGAACCCUGUGCCAAAUGCACAUUUACAGGGUCUCUUUACUCGUGUAUGCAAGCUGCUCUAUUACAAGAUCAAACCGGUCUUUGUCUUUGAUGGUGGUGUUCCUGUCCUCAAGAGACAGACUCUGGCUGCAAGGAAAGAGAGGAAAACGGAAGCGGAAAGAGAGAGCAGCGACAUCGCUCAGAAACUUCUCCGCAAUCUAAUGCGCAGCCAGGUUGUGAAAGGAGCAUUGGGAGAUGGCGGGAACACGAGUGGCCGUGUGCCAGGUGUCCGUAGGGGGAAGAAUAACCGAGAUGAGGACAUGUUUGAACUCACACCCUUGCCUGAGGCCGAGGAGAUUGGUUUGAACCUCAAUGCAGAAGAAUGGGAACGAGAAUUCGAGCAACAGGAAAACUGGAUUAAGGAAGGCCUGGCAGCACUUAGUGACGUCCACCCGGACUCCGAUGAGUUCAAGACGCUGCCCAUGGAGAUCCAGCACGAGGUUCUCAGCGAACUGAAGGAGAGGAGGAAAUACCACAGUCUCAGCAGGCUUACCAAGAUGCCGGAGGAAUCGGAUGACUUUUCCUCGUACCAGUUAAAGAAACUGAUGAAGCAGAGCACUCUGACCAAUCGCAUCGAAGCAAUCAAGAAAGACAUGGGGAACAAGACGACGGCCGAUCUAGCAUAUUCGAUGGGUGAUGACUAUUACGGGGACGAUGUGGAGGCCAGGAGGAUUGUGUCGGAAGACACGUCACAUUAUAUUCUCAUGAAAGGAUUGACAAAGAAGAAGCAGGAGGAGGAGGCUGAGAGGUUUGUGGUGGAGAGUAUGGUGAAGAAAGAAGAGUCGGACGAUGAGGACGAAUAUGCGACGGCGCUAGGAAAGAGUAAACCUCCUUUGUCAAAGGAUGCAGGGACAAAGAAAACUGGCGUGUCAAAAAAGGAAGGUGAGGCUGAUGUUGCUGGCUCUGACUCUGAUAGUGAUAGAGAGAUACUAGCCUCGGUGUUGAGGAAAGGAAGACAAGGGAGGAAAAGGAGGAGAUCUUCUGCCAUGGAUGUGAUGGGUGUCGAUGGGUCACGGUCGUCAUCAAAGCCACAGACUGGUGGAGAGAUGAAGAUUACAGCGACAGAGCGAGAGAAUGAGGAAGGAGAGUGGGACAGUGGAAGUCGAUCGGACGUGGGGAUCAUGGAUAGCACAAGUUCAUCUGAAGACGAAGGUUUCAUCGAGAUCAACGUAGAUCCCUCUGCCCCUGUUGUGGAGGACGAGCUGUUUCCUGCGGGGAUAUUUGACGUAGUUGCCACAGAAGGUUCUCAUGUUGCAGAAAAAGCUGAACUGACAAAAUCAUUUCCAUCGUCUGUGGAGGCAAGAGUCGGAGAACCAGCUAAAUCUGAAAAGACUCGGAGACUGGGUCAUCGGAAACAAAAAGAUGGCAUGGUUGUUUCUAAAGGGGAGAUAGUUUCUGAUAGAGGUGACCCGAAAAAGAAGUCUGCUGGUGAUGGUGACAAAGGAAGUUUGAAUAAAGAUGAGUCAAAGACGUCAGCUCAGGCUGAGAAUGCAGGGGAGGGCCAUAAACGUAAAAAUGUGAUGAGUGACAUUUUGAAAGAACUACAGCAGAAGAAGCAAAAACUGUUGGAAAGUUUGGAAGGGGAGGAGGAGAAUUUGACAGGCAUGGAUGAGGAGACCGGUGAAGGGGAAGGGCUGGGCGAAGGAACGGAGAAAGAUGCCUAUUCUGCUGCUUCUGAGAUGAAGAAGAAAAGUGUUAUCGAAUCCGAUUCUCAAAGUCUGUCGGAGAGUGGGGAUUUUGAGAUGAAGACGGUCAAGGGAAAAUAUAUUUCUUCUGAUAGCGAAGACGAUGAACAACUGAAGCUGGCUAUUGAGUUGUCUUUGCAGUCAGCGCACUCUUCAGAAAAUGUUCCCUCCUCUUUGACUGCAGUUGAUGAUUCAACAAAGCAACCUGAAGUUAGGAAACUUAAAAGAUCCAGCCCAGCAAAACCAUCUAAAGUGACUGACUCUAAGAAGACAGCGGUGAUCUGUUCAGGAAGUGCGACAAAAUCUGGGAAUAAUAGUGAUGAUGAAGAUGAUGAUGGAGGUAAUGAUGUAGAAAUGGAUGAGGCAACGUCUCUGCUUUCCCGUGGUGAUGACUCCUCCAAACCUUCUUCUCCUCCCCCCCGACGCGAGUCUUUUCACCUCAGUCAGGAGCUGAAAAUUCUAGAGGAGGAAAAAGAAGCGAAAAAAGAAGACGACAACAGACGAGAAGGAGAAGAAGUAAAGGGAAAAGAAGAAGAUGAUGAAAUGGAAGAAGUUCUAGAGGACGUUAAUGAAAGGCAAAAGGGAGGCAGGAAAGAACAGCAUGACCAGUCGAAGGAGAAAGUGGUGAGUGGUGUCAGCGAAGACAGACUGCAGCCAGAAGACUUUGAGGAGGACCCAACAGAUUUGUACUACGCCUCUCUCAAUGAGGGAGAGUUGCUGGGUUUGAACUCAGAACUCGCCAGCGAACGGACGGCCCUGCUACUGGAACGAGGACGACAGAAUCGACUGGCUAUGUCUGUGACUGACCAGGUCAAUCUAGAGGCUCAGGAACUUCUUCGUCUGUUCGGCAUCCCGUACGUUGUGGGCCCCAUGGAGGCAGAGGCUCAGUGCGCCUACCUGGACAUCACUGGUCAGACUGACGGCACCAUCACUGACGACAGUGACAUCUGGCUGUUUGGCGGGCGUCGCAUGUACAAAAAUUUCUUCAACCAGAACAAGCAUGUGGAGUUCUACAGCUUUGACAGGAUCAGCAACCACUUCGGCAUCGGCCGUGAUCAGCUGAUCAACAUCGCACUGCUGUGCGGCAGCGACUACACCGAGGGCAUCCAAGGUGUGGGGCCGGUCAGAGCACUAGAGAUCAUGGCAGAGUUUCCAGGGACAGGCUCGGAGGGACUUCGGGCAUUCAGGACGUGGUGGGAGAAGAUGAAGAAACGGGAGCAGGUGGUUGGCAGCAAGACACGGGCCCGACUCAAGAACCUCAAACUGCCCAAUGGUUUUCCCAGUGAGACUGUAGUUCGGGCGUACCUGAGCCCGACUGUGGAUGAAUCGACCGAGUCCUUCGCCUGGAAAAUGCCAGAGCUGGACGUGCUCAGAGAUUUUGCCAAGUUGAGGUUUGGCUGGAGUCGGGAGAAGUCUGACCAGUCUUUGGUCCCAAUGAUGAAGCAGUUGACUCAGAGGAAGAACCAAGGUCGUAUCCACGCCUACUUUCAGCCUGAGUCAUUUGUCCAGUCUGCUAAGAUCAGGAGUGACAGACUGAAGAAAGCCUUGUCCCUGGUGAAAAAUUCUCAGGGGGGUGAUGAGGAGAGGGAGGAGGAGGAGGAUGAGAUGAGUGGAGAUAUAGAAACAAAACGUAUGAGGAAGGCUCAAGGAGGGAAAGGACGAGUUGUUGGGGAGAGUGGGAAGGGAAGUGAGAAAAGGAAGAAACAAGGAGGAAAAGGCAGGCAUGAGGAGGAGGAGAAGGAGGAUGAACAGGAUGAUCCAGAGGUAGAUGAGGAUGUGUCUGAUCAGGUUCAAAAUGUCGCAAAGAAAGGGAAGAAAAGACGGAUUGUUGGCAAAAACAGUGAGGAUGCAGAAAAACCGGCAGUUUCCGAAAAUGAAAAUGGAAUUCCAAAAGAGAAUUCUGGUGCUACUGUGGUGAAGUCUAAAGGCAGAAAGAUUCUCAAAGGUGCAAAAAACGUGGAUGAGAAGAGUGCAGGUCAUGAAAACAGCAACAGAGAUUCCUUUAUGACUGACAUGGCUGCUAAGGUGCUAAAUGCUAAGAAAAAAUUGGAAGAAAGAGAGAAAGGUCUUGUCAUGUGUGAAAAGCUUAAGGAGUGGGAGAGUGAUAUGAGCUCCACACAUAAUAUGGAUGUUGGUUCAUCUGUUCAGAGUGAAGAUGCUGCUACUUCAGAAGUUGGUAAAAGUGUCGGUGAUGAAAUUGUCAGUGGUCCCAAGGCAAAGAAAAAGUCUGUGAGAGGGAAACGAGAGACAGGAAGUGCGGAAAGUCGGCCGGCAAUGGGAUUGUUUCAACGAGGGAAGACAGGAGUCAUGUCUUUAGAAGCCAAACCUAAGUCAACAAAGGCAAAGGUCAGAAGAACUCGUGUUGCGGUUAAGAAGAAGGCGGUGAAUUUGUCGGAGAGUGACAGCAGCUGCAGUAGUAGUGGUGACGAGGAGGAGAGAGGGAGUAGGAAAGAUACUGGUGUAUUAGAGAGUGGCGGGCGCGGAACCGAACCUAAAACAGUGGGCAUUAAUAAGAAAGUGGUGUCCUCAGACAGCAAGCAAGUCCACAAUGGUGAUGGGGAAGACAAACAACAGCAGAGGGAAAACGUCCAAACCUCUCAUGUCCCUUCUUCUCAGCAAGUGUCGGGUAAAGCCAAGGAGAGAAAAAACACAACAGCAACUUCGCAAAGUCUUAAACCUGAAAGAAAUGUGCUUGAGAAGGAAUAUAAACAGGCUGCAGACGCUUCAAACUCUGUCAAAGUUAGCAGUGUGUUGAUGAAGAAAAAGAGAACUCCCAAGAGUGUGCAGAGUUCAUCUGUUGUGGGUGAGGAUUUGACUUCAAAUCCGCAGCGGAGUGAGGGUGAUUCUAGUGUUGAUAGAAUGAGUGGUGAUGUGGUAGCAGAGACAGAUAUGAGAGGUGAGGAGGAAGAAGUUGACAUCCGUAAAGCUGACGUCUCCAUCAUUAACAAACAAUAUCUCCCGUCAACCCUGGAGUAUCUGAACCAGCGCAGUCGGGGAGAGAAAUUUCUUUUGCAUCAGCUGCGAGGCAGCCGGGCGAAAAAUUCUAUUGAGCAGCGGUUGGAAGCCUUGGAGAUGCGACCAGAUUUAGCCACAGUUUUGCCCAAAAAGAAAGUGAACGUUUCCUCUGAGGGUGGGAAGAAACAGCAGAAGUCUAGGAAGAGGGCUACGCAGAGCUUUGAUGACAUUCUGGGCGGAAUGGAUGAACAGGUCGUAGGUCAACUGGAGAAACAGAGGGGGAAGAAACUUGGCAAGAGAGAGGAGUUUGGAGAAGGAAAGAAAGAAGUUGCUGGAGGAAAGAUUGGUGCUAAAAAAGAUCAUCAAAGUGGCAGUGAGAAACCAGGAGACAAGGCUGAGCUUAAAUUAAAAUCCAAUGUGUCAAGAGUUGGUGGAGGCGGUACAGGACAAAGCGUGAGGUCUGGUUCAGGAUCUAAGUCUAACAAAAGUGAUCAUAGAGGGAAAGGACGGGCAACUGCUGGUGAAGAGAUGCAGGUAGCAAAAAGUUCCAAUAGUUCAAGCUCUGGCAAGAAAACUCCUCUUUCAAAGUCAAGCUGCAGUGAUGAGACAAGGGUGGAAACCAUUUGUCAGUCACAGGAUGUGUUUGAAGGUCAAGGUGAGAGGAAGGGUAACUCACAGAGUGUGAAGUUUAGAGAGGAAAAGUCAGACACGAGACAAAGUUCACAAACCGAGGAGGAAGCGGCCAGGCAGAGAAGACUGAGAUGGGAACAAGCCAGGGCUUUGAAGUCUGCGCGCAGUCAAGCUUUUGACCAGCCCAUCGGUGGAACUGUAUGGGAUAAGGACGGGGAAAAUAUCAGCAAAAAAGGGAAGAAGUCGAAACUGGAAGACGAGAAAACGUCAAAUGUUGGACAAAUGGGAAAUGAUGGAACUAAAGUGAACAAAUUAAGAUUAGGACAAGUGAAAACAUUGAAACCCUCUCCCAGUCAGAGAUUAGAUCAACCUGUUGUUGAUUUUGAAAAUUUUGAUGAUGAUGAGGACGAAGAUUAUAUUGACCAAAUUAGUAAGUUGUAUAGACUUGAAGACGAAAUGUCUGAUAUGUCAAAUGUAAGAGGAAGUAAAGAUGAUAUUUCAGAACUAAGACUUUCAAGAUUUGAGAGAGAAAAAUCCCAGAAACCCCCUGGAAGCCACAGGUUUUCCCAGCCUCAUGUUGGCUUUGGUAGUGAUGAAGAUGAAGAUUAUACUACUAGCAAAAUGAGCAGAUUCAGAAAGCAGAUGGAACACAUACACGACCCAAAAUCCACCAAAGCUGGUUAUUUCCCUCUACAGGGAACCGCAACUCCAACGAUGGGUCUGGCUUUUGCCGGGAAGGGAAAAGGAAGAGGGAAGAACCGUAAUCCAGGUCUUACAAUGGUGAAGGGCAGUGGGAGGAAUGCAGGAAAAGGAAGUGGUGGUGGUGGUGGUGGUGGGUUUUUGCCAGAGAUCAGCGCCACAGAGAAUGUGUCAGCCGAGGAGAUAAUGGAGUUUGUGGACAUGGAGGAGCAUGACCUGGGGAGUGAUUUCAGUGACGUUGAUUAACUUGUACUGAGGGGAGAUGUCGUCUUCAGCAGUGAUGGUGACUAACUUGCUUGGGUAGAAUGGCCAUCACUGGUACUGGUAGGGAUGGUGAUUUUUUAGUGACUUUGAUUGUUGGUUCUCAAGGGAAGUGAGAUCAUAUGUAGUUGUGAUGGUGAUUUCAGUGAACUUGAUUGACUUACUUUAACUUAACAAAGUGAAGAGGUCAUCUUACUAGUAUAUCUGUAGUGUAAUGGUUAGGCUUUUUGCUGUUGCAUUCAAAGUCAGAUGUGAGUUUGAUUCUCAAAAUUCAAAAUAAGUUACUUUUUCAAGUAUUUUUGUCUGUCUGUCAGGAUGUUAUAUCCCACUCAGCUUGGGCAGUGUCUUUGCAGACUCAUAAUUCAAAUAAUUGAUUUCAAUUGUAUCGAUGAAGAGUGUGAUCUAGAGAAAGAUGAGAAUGUGUCGAAACAGGGUAAAAAUGUCCCAAAGGACAUGAGGAAAAGAUGGAUUGUCAGCGAAAAUAGUUGAGAUGCAGAAAAAACGCUGUUAUCAGGAAA
This is a messenger RNA of Aplysia californica (California sea hare), 7113 nucleotides long. Its product is annotated as DNA repair protein complementing XP-G cells. Lineage: Eukaryota; Metazoa; Mollusca; Gastropoda; Aplysiida; Aplysiidae. Gene Ontology annotation, biological process: nucleotide-excision repair. Gene Ontology annotation, molecular function: single-stranded DNA binding; DNA endonuclease activity. The coding region runs from base 188 to 6580 and encodes 2130 amino acids. Gene Ontology annotation, cellular component: nucleus. The record is from RefSeq and is a predicted model, not a curated record. The transcript has 16 exons.